GAUUCUUGUGCGUUUCGUAUCCUGGAACUUCGUUCUUGUUUGCAUCGUCAAUUCCCCAAUUGAAAGUUAGCUGCCAUCGGGCUAGACCAUUCAAGAUGUUGGCCACCAGAGCAGUUCAAUCAUCUCUGAGGCGGCUUGCCGUCCAGCCAUCAUCGCGGACGGUUCUGUCCAAAUGGGCGUCCCCCGCGGCGAUUGCGACGAACGCACAUCUCGUUCAGCGGAGACAAGUCCAAACCGUUUCCGGCGACCCAAACGCCAAUAGCGAGCUCAUCAAGCAACGACUCGCUCGCCCCGUCUCCCCACACAUCAGCAUCUACCGCUUCAGCCACUGGUACGCCUCGGGCUUCCACCGCAUCACCGGCAUCCUCCUCUCCGGCGGCUUCUAUCUCUACAUGGCCGCCUACGCCGCGGCCCCGUCGCUGGGCUGGCAGAUCGGGUCGGCCAGCCUGGCGGCUGGCUUCGGCGCGUGGCCGAUCGCUGCGAAGAUCGCGACGAAGUUCGCGGUGGCAUCGCCGUUCGUGUAUCACUGUGUCAACGGGCUGAGACAUUUGACGUGGGAUACCGGGAAGAUGUUUAGCUUGACGAUGGUGAAGAGGACGGAGGUGCUGACGGUCGUGACGGCUCUUGUGGGGGCUUUGACUUUGGCAUUCAUUUAAGAUAGCAGGGGGACGGAAACUGAAAGAGUUGAUUGUACAAAACGAUGUCUACGGUCUGAUGGUGGUGAAGUGAGUGUCAGGAUAAGGGCACGAA
Molecule: messenger RNA, 750 nt
Organism: Eremomyces bilateralis CBS 781.70
Lineage: Eukaryota; Fungi; Ascomycota; Dothideomycetes; Eremomycetales; Eremomycetaceae
Product: mitochondrial succinate dehydrogenase subunit C
Exons: 3
Coding region: 96-656 (186 amino acids)
Biological process (GO): tricarboxylic acid cycle; mitochondrial electron transport, succinate to ubiquinone
Cellular component (GO): membrane
Molecular function (GO): electron transfer activity; succinate dehydrogenase activity
Source: RefSeq, a predicted model, not a curated record